AUGGCCCCCGCCAACUCCUCCCGCAACUUCUCCGCGCCAGAGGCUCGGAACAGCUCAGUAGCAGAGAAGCCAGCACCCUACACCAACGUGAUCAUGCCCAGUCUCUUCAGCAUCAUCUGUUUCCUGGGCAUCGUGGGGAACCUCAUUGUCAUUUACACUAUCGUCAAGAAGAAGAAGCUGAGAUGCAAACAGACCGUGCCUGAUAUUUUCAUCUUCAACCUCUCCAUUGUGGACCUCCUCUUCCUCUUGGGCAUGCCCUUCCUCAUCCACCAGCUCCUAGGCAAUGGCUCAUGGUACUUUGGAGCCCCCCUGUGCACCAUCAUCACUGCCCUGGACACAAACAGCCAGAUCACCAGCACCAACAUCCUUACUGUGAUGACACUGGACCGUUACCUGGCAACUGUCUACCCUCUAAAGUCUACCUAUGUGCGGACCCCAUGCGUGGCAGCUCUAGUUAUCUGCUUGGUGUGGCUCCUGUCCUUCCUGACCAUCAUUCCCGUGUGGAUGUAUGCAGGCCUUAUGCCUCUGGAGGAUGGCACCGUCCGCUGUGCUCUCUUGCUUCCCAACCCAGAGACUGAUAUCUACUGGUUCACCCUCUAUCAGUUCAUGCUGGCAUUUGCUGUGCCACUGACUGUGAUCUGUGUGGUCUAUUUCAAGAUUCUCCAGCACAUGGCCACCACUGUGGUCCCAUUGCCCCAGAGGAGCCUCCAGGUCCGUACAAAGAAAGUCACCCGCAUGGCAGUUGCCAUCUGCUCUGCCUUUUUUAUUUGCUGGGCUCCCUUCUACAUCCUCCAGCUGGUUCACCUUGGCAUCGACACACCAUCCAUGUCCUUCUUCUAUGCCUACAACUUUGCCAUUAGCUUGGGCUAUGCCAACAGUUGCCUCAACCCCUUCCUCUACAUUGCCCUCAGCGAGAACUUCAAGCGCCAGUUCCUAGUGGCCAUCCGCCCUGCCAAAGAGCCAGGCCGCAACAGCAGCUCCGUCAACAACAACAGCAUGACAGAGGCCAGCGUGUGUCUCAAACUGGCACCAGAAUCCACCCAGCAGACUCAGUUUCUGGAGGACUUUUCCCCACGUUCACUGCCUGUGACAGUGGCUGUUCACUAG
This is a messenger RNA of Indicator indicator, 1107 nucleotides long. Its product is annotated as melanin-concentrating hormone receptor 1-like. Gene Ontology annotation, cellular component: membrane; neuron projection. Gene Ontology annotation, molecular function: neuropeptide binding; melanin-concentrating hormone receptor activity. The transcript is spliced from 2 exons. The coding region runs from base 1 to 1107 and encodes 368 amino acids. Gene Ontology annotation, biological process: neuropeptide signaling pathway. The record is from RefSeq and is a predicted model, not a curated record. Lineage: Eukaryota; Metazoa; Chordata; Aves; Piciformes; Indicatoridae.